AAAAAAAUAAAUUAAAACAUCUACAAAAAACUACUGCAACAACGAUCGAUGCAAUAAACAUACACACCCAUCCUGCCAAACAUAAACCAAAAAAAAAUAAAUUGACAUAGAACAAUCGAUUAUGAUAAGAUUAUCCCCAACCACGCAUGAAAAUACUCAACACCUAAGUCGGUGUGGGUGUGGACAUGAGGUCGAAUACAAAGUGUGCGUGUACGGUUGGGUCCAAAAAUCAAAAUUUGCAACUGUUUUUUGUUUUGUUUUAUUGUUGAGAAAUGCUAAUAAAAAAUUGUUAAGGGUGUUGGGGUUGGGCGAUUUGACUUUGUUGGGAUUUUCACCUCUAGAAAAAACACUAAAAAAACUCACUGUUCAACUUUUUUGUGGUGUGGAUUAUGUAACUGUUUUUAUGAGAUCCGGGAAUCACAUGAUGUGUCAUGUGACUUGUUGCCUGGCAGUUCAUUUCCGGUUGUUCUGUAGCGGCUAUAACCCCGAAUACUUACUGAAUAUACUGACUGAAUAUACUGACUGAAUAUACUGACGGUAGUUUGAAAUAAGCAAUCUGUGUCGAGUAGACUAAGCAGCAUCUUAUUUGGUUAUACCGAGCUGAGGGCAUUGGUGGUAAUGACUGGGUAAUCACAAUCUUAUGGAACCUAGUAUGUUAUGAGAAAAUAUGAUGAAUUGCUGCUAAAUUACGUUAAGUAUGUUAUGGGGAGAG
Molecule: messenger RNA, 712 nt
Organism: Hyphopichia burtonii NRRL Y-1933
Lineage: Eukaryota; Fungi; Ascomycota; Pichiomycetes; Serinales; Debaryomycetaceae
Exons: 1
Coding region: 122-526 (134 amino acids)
Source: RefSeq, a predicted model, not a curated record